AUGUCCUCGGCCAUCGUGUUGGUAGGGAACCGGCAGGUCAUCCCAUUGGCGAGUCGGCUGAUUGUUGGCAUACGCCUGCAGGGCACCAUCGGCUUCGUCGACCCCGCGAGCCCGUAUGUAGUCAAGCCGCGUCCCUAUGCGUCCUACUUGGCCACGACGCUGCGGCGCCUGCAGUGCGCUGUUGCGUUGUUUGUGCCGACGAACACGGAGCACGACCGGGAGAUGAUGAACGUGUUCUACCGUCGCGACUUCUCCGUCCCGUUCCGCUACGUGAACGAUCACUCGAAGUUUAUCGGUGCUGGCUCAGGCCGCGGCAACCGCAAGAGAGACCUGGCGCCGAACAACUACACUGAGUAUCUGCGCAUCAUGGCGAACGAGGCGAAUGGCACAGGGCAGGACACAAGCCGCAUCCUCUUUAUCGACUCCGAGGUAAACUACCGCUUCACGCCGGUGCAGACCAUCGUCCUCGACGCCUACGAGCCCCUGACGCGGCGGCAGCAACGAAAGCUUGUCCAGCAGCAGUACAGCAACCCGUUCGGUGACAUCUCGUCUCGGCACGCACGGCGCUAUGGGGCAGCUGCGGCGAGGGCGAGAAAGACGACGGUGCGACACCGCGCCGUCGUGAGUGCGCAGCACUUGCAGGAUGCUAUGGACACGCAGCAGAAGUACACAGACUUCCUGGUAGCGGAGCAGGAGGGGGUGCGGCUGCCCCCAGAGAUGCGAGACGGGGUGCAGGACGGCCAUGGGGGCGACCUCUGCCACCUUUCCAAAGGGUGCCUGCAGCGCUCCUCCCGGUCGUCCUCGUCGACGGACACCGAAGGUGAUAAGACGCCUCCAGACGCCCACAAGGGCAUCAAGGAGGAGGAGGAGCAGCAGCAGCCGAGCAUGUCCUGCCCACUUGCCGUGAACCUGGAGGACUACAGCCUUGUCGCGCUGGCGGAGAUGAUCGCGGAGAUGUCGGCCAGCGAAACGAGCGUGGCCGACUACAUCAAGGCGGAGCCGCUGAUCGAGAAGGUGGAGGUGCCCUUUCACGGCAAGGCGAACUACCUCGCCCCCGAGAACUGCGACAACAUCGACCUGCUCAACUGGGACGAGAUCCAGGUAAUGGAGAAGGCGCACGGCACGGAAGUGCCCGAGACGGUAGAGGAGACGGAGGACCACAAGGACUUCUUUCGGUGA
Messenger RNA from Leishmania mexicana MHOM/GT/2001/U1103, 1179 nucleotides. RefSeq lists its product as hypothetical. Bases 1 to 1179 code for a protein of 392 amino acids. NCBI's taxonomy places the organism in Eukaryota, Euglenozoa, Kinetoplastea, Trypanosomatida, Trypanosomatidae. The record is from RefSeq and is a predicted model, not a curated record. The transcript has a single exon.